UGAUCCAAGCGGCAGCAGUAAAAGGAUGAACUCUACUUGCGUCAUAUCAUAUGCUCGCCGUGUUUCAUGUGUAAUGAGUGAGUACAAAGGAAGCAAUGCUCGCCGAUUGUGAGUGAGACCUCUCGGAGCCAAAGUGGGCCGCUUCUGGGACGUGUUUCGGGCGAGGGCCGCCGAGAGAAGAGACGACGGGUGCAGAUCAGUAUGGGUUCUGAGAGAUCGAGGUAAAUCCACCAUACCGACCAAAGCCAACUUGUCCUCCCUCUGCAAGUAUAAUGUGAAUAAGAUUGGGCACUGAUCCUGCAACUAGGUUUGCCGAAUGUGGUUGGGAUCGAAUGGCCCCAGCCAUGAAGCUGACCACUUCCCUCUUCCCUUUCUCGGAUUAUUUGAAACUGAACUCAAAAUUUUUGCGAAUUGGCCCUCCCUUGAUGAAUGCGAUUUUGGCUUCCCUCUUCCUGAUCCUCAUUUCAAAAAAUGCCUACGCCCAGGACUCAGACAACGCACCAGAGCUGUGCAUUGUUCGCGCCCUGGACAACAGGCACGUGUCCCCCUGGCUUAGCCAACCACGGCGAACCCCUGGCUGCUCGAGCCACGGCCAGCUAGGCGCUGACGGCACCGAGGUGCAUGUCAUUCGCGCCCUGCUGGACAAGGGGUCGCAGCUUUUGCGGCCACCAAUGGCCGCUGGUCUCAUGCCCAUCGACCUACUGCUGGACUCGACAGAUCACAACUCGUCGACUAACCCCAUCGCACUUAUCCUCAGCUCGGAUCGACCAGUUCUGUGGCGCAUAUCUGGACAAGGUUUACCUAGUGGCAGAUCGCACUCGGUGGUCGUUUGCAAGGAGUGUCGCGUGGAGAGUGGGAUUAGCUUGCAAGUAGAAGGCAAGGACUGGCAGAGCAAGAAGGCCCUGGUGCGGUACACCAAGAAGAAUUGGGGCGCCAUCACUUCCUUCACGGAGGUGCGCGGCGCCAACAAGUUAGAGUUGAUGAUCGGCUUUGGAGUGCCAGGCGAGCGGAGCUCAGAAUGCGACACCAACAGCAACCAGAUGAGCCCCGUGGCUUCGGCCACCGCAAUUGUGCCCCAGCAGGCACUCGGCUGCUUCAACGGCGAUCUUGUCGGGACGAGCUAUGGUGACGUUUACGUUGUCGAGAUUGUCCACCAGGAAAUGAUUCGACACCAAGAGAUAAUGCCCCCAGUGAAAGUCAGUUUGCUAGGAGAGAGCAAAAGGCCUGUGCUGAGAAACAUCACCCUUUUUCUGAAGGCGCACAGACCUACCAAGUGGCAGCUCAUUUCGCACGGAAUUGACGGAAAAAUUAUUGUCAUUAGUGACCAACAAGUUGAGAAUUCAGACAUGGAGGAAAACCAGAGCAUUGAGGUGCGAAACAAAGAGCUGCCGGACAGGAUGGACGACUUGCUCUUGUCUGCGAUAAAUUACGGACCGUUAGUGUUGUACGCCAGGACCGAAAGGGCUUCUGGGUUUGAAGUGAUUGUGGCAAACACCAAAGAUGCUGAAGAUGAGCAAUUGAGUGGCGAUAUGGCUGGGGAGGACAAAAUCACAGAUGCCAGCUCGAUGGUCAAUCCCCAGCAAGUUACGAUGCAGCACAAUGUUUUGAGGUCGACGGUUGUCAGCAGUUUGAAAAGUGACGAGCAACACCACCAGCUCAUUGACGACCUGCGCCGAGAGAUAACUGUCAGUUGCGAGCCGAAAAGAAUGAACAUCAGCUUCCCCAAAACGUUGAUGUCCAAGCUUGGAGUUAGGUCGAUUGCCCUCAACAACCCCUCCUGUAGGUCGCAAUCCAACGACACACACAUUUGGCUGAGCACCCACAUCACAUCUUGCAACACCUUGAGCAGCAGUGAGAACGAUAAAACGGUUUACUCAAAUGCUGUUCACUUCAAAUUUGGAAUGGACGAAGUCUUGGACACAGAGAGUGAUGACGAAGACCAGGAAGACGAUGACAAAAAAUUGCGAGUGGUCUGCAAGUACAUCUCAAAAUUCCCAGGACAGAUUUCAGUGAUCUAUGGCGGUAUAGAUACCGAUGACGAACCGUCUGAGAGAUUGGAUGGCCCAAGCAGGAGCAGCAACGGUCACAACUUGUACAUGAUGGAACUCUACAAGGAUAGAAACCACUCUGACUUGUUAUCGUUUGAUUUUGGGCCUAGUCUUGUGACGUAUGACGACAAAAUUUUUGUCAGGACAUGGAUUGAAAGCGGUCUGCCAAUUCAAGUGGUACCCGAGAAGUGCUGGAUUUCCAACAGCUCCGAUUACCGUGCCACAAGAUCCGGAACAAUUUACUUGGUCAAAAAAGCUUGUGCUGCAGAUCUCUCGGUCGACGUUGAGGACCAUUUCAGCGAGAGGUCAAAGCAUCGACACGGAGGCUUCAACUUCCAGGUCAACCGAGCCUAUUCUGAAAUGAACCUUUUGUACCUGCACUGUGCACUGGGAUUGUGCACUCACAAACCAGAACACGCAAGAGGCAAUCUUUUGAUCUGUGCCAACCAAGCGUUGAAUUGCUUCAAAGGGGGCAUGGACUAUUUUUCCUCGACUGCACAGCAAAUUAUCACCAGGGGCCCCAUCAAACUUGUACCUCGAAAGGCAAAACCAAUGCAACCUCAUGGCAUGGCACCAACUGGCAUGCCACCAGUGGACCCAGUCGGCCUGCCAGUUUCCCCCUACAACGGUUUGGCCACGAAAACUCCAACUGUUCAACACACACCUGUGCCUGAGACGAGAACAACCUCUGUUAACCCAGGAAAUAUCUCAACAGAGAUGGCUGCCGUUAUUGCCUUGAUCGCGUUCUUGAUCGGUGUUGUGGUUACUGGUGCCAUGUGGUUCAUUCAUGUGAAAACAGACCCGUAUCGAAACGGCCGCAAGGGACACCAGCAGCCAGCAAUUCAGACAGCUUCCCAGCAGCAAAGGUCAUCGCCAGCGCUGGGUAUGAACGGGCAACAGGCGAGUAGUGCUGCUAUCUGAUAAGGGCAACUGCGUGACAACUGUUCUCAAAAGUACUACUUCGUAUUUAUUUUAACUACCUCGAGAGCUCACCGAGUAAUUAUUAAGAAUUUUUGCUGAAAAAUUACGUGUACUUGGGACAGCUCAAAGCUUGGCUAAAUCCUAAAUAGUAUUUAUUACUAAUGAGCGUAAAGUGUAUAGGUUUUGACAUUUUGAUGGCUGAAAGCCUGUUUAUGUGACUCGACCAUUAGUUCUGGAUUUUAGCCACACACACACCUCUCAACUGCCAUAAUAUUUUACAUUCUGAUUUGUGUACAGACACAGAGAGCCACUUAAAAUUUAAUUUUUUAUGUUGUUUAUCCUACACACUAUUCCUCCAUUCUACCUCUAUUAUUUUUGAAUUUCUGCAAUUUUAAGUCCUACACAUCACACACUUUUGCAUUUACAUUUUACACAGAUGUUUUUAAGUAAUGUUUUAUGCAGAUUUUACUUGUCAAUGCCGUUCCCGUGCGUGAUUCAAUUUCCAUUUUCAGAAGCACAUUCCUCCAAGCCUUGUCCUAUUUAAUUUAAGUUGUUUUUUAUCUACUUAUUCAUCCUCCCUCACGCACCGACGUGUUUUAAUUAUUAUUUUCCGACGAGACUUGAAUUCAGAAAAAGCAAGGAAGGAAAUAUAUUACCUCAUUUGUUAAUCCACAUUUGCUCAAGAUGGUUUCUAACCGUGUGUAUUAAAAACACUACUAUGUACUACUAAUACUAUUUACAGCGUGCUUUAAGUCAGCCGAAGCCUUGCUAGUCGAAUUAAAAUACGACAAACACUUGGCUGAACAAAGCAAACCAACAAACAUUCUCACAUUUUGUAAAUGAUGGUGCCACAAAAUCGCAGGUUAUAGAUCAACUAAAAUCUCUUUUUUCACUUCUCUCUUACUCUUUCACUCUCUUGCAAAACAGUUUUUAAAGGGAAAAAACUCUUGAAACACAACACAACUUCAUUCAAGAAUUAAAAAAAAAAAACAGAUGAAUUGUAUUAUUAAAGGCUGAUAACAAAGAAACAAGAGAUGAUGAGAAUUUCAUAAAAAUACAAAAUAGACUGAUACAUGUACGAGGAUACCACAAGAUACAUUAUUAAGUUAUAUUUUACUAUAUGGUGUACAAAUGGUAAGCAGUGAUUGUACCUUGCUUAAUGGUUUUUGUACACUGACCAGUUUUUAUAAUUAUUAAAUAAUCAGUUCACGUUAGAAUCUUGUUAGUGCUGCUGAAACCGUAACAAAACAAAAAAACAAUAUUUCACCGCAGCUCUUGUACUCGGCAGGGUUGCUUACAGAUUUAAGUUAAUGACAUUGUUUUUCAAUGAUUGUCUACUCGUGUAUUGGUUACUUUUAACUGGGAAAAAAAUAGUAACUCCUUCAGUCUAGUGUUGACAAAUGAAAUCAUCUCUCCAACCAAGUAUUGUUGGCAGUUUUCGGGCUGAUUAAAAACAUUUGAAUAAUUUCUGGAACGCCAAUAUACGAAACCAAAAUACAGAAUGCAUCAUACAUACACACUAACAAAUAACACACCGUCACUUGCAAGCAUAUUAAAGUUGCGAAAAAAUUAAUAUGAUACCGGCAGCCUGAAGUUAAAACAGCGCCUUCAAAAAUUCCUGUUUAAAGAAAAAAAUAUAGCCCGUAACUUCAAACGAUAGUAAUAAAAGUUUACGAGGAUGAAAACGGGGUACGUUCCUUGGUGUUUCUGCUAACGAAUAAACAGUGCAUUUCUCCGUUUUUAAUGUUAAACAACAAUCGUACCUGGUGACUAUUACAUUAAGAGGAUUACCUAGGCAAACGCUCGUUUAACGAAACUGAUAACAAACAAAAAAUAUUGUCCAGUGGUGCGGAGAUUACGAGAUGAAAUAAUCUGACUUUGCACUAUGCUAAUGCAAAAUAUUUGAUUUGAAAUUAAAACUUUUCACAAAUCUUAAAAAUUCUAUCCAGAAAAAAAAUAGUAUCCCUCGCUAUACGAAGUAUUUUCUAAAAAUGGUUGAAAUCUAUAACGGGGCAAAGAAGUUCUUGGGGUGAGAAUUGCAUUGUUACUUUUUGCCAAAAGUAACUAAAUAGCUACUUAAAAAAAAGAUCCACCUCAAGGGUGGCAGUGGCACAACCCAUAAGCUAACUAUAGUGGCAGGUCCUUUACCGAAGUUAUUUUCCGAUUGUGACGUCACUUAAUUUUUUUUAAGCGUUGAAAGUAAGACGUUUUCUCAACAAAACACUCAGGGUCUUGUAUAAAGCAUAGUUAUAUUUUUAUUUUCAUUAAUUUACUUUUUCAUCUUUGAUGGUUAGAUUUAGGUGGAUUUGUUUUAAAUUUGUAGGUCUACUCAUAAUUUGUAACGACACAGACGAGAAUUGCCGCGUCAGAGGAGCACUGAAAGAUCCAAUGAGAGAGCAUUCUUUCGCUGCUGCCAUAUUAUUUCUGAUUUCAAACCAAUUUUAUGAUCUUUCAUGACAUGCACCUACGUACAAGGGUGCCGAGUAGGGAUUUUAUUUAAUUUGCAAGUAUUUUUCGUCCGCGUUGAAUCUUGUGGAUUAAUAUUUUUCGCUUUUCAAAAUUAAUUAGCACAUUAAAUCAAAAGCGAAACAUUCAAGCAAAAGCAAAAUUUAUCGAGAAGCAGCGAGGCUCGCUUUUGGGUCACCAAAGCAGAGCGGCAAAAGCACGGUUACAUAUUAGAGUACUUUAACCAUGUAUUUGUACCAGUUGUGGAAAGUAACUAUUAUUUAAGUGUGUACCGACGGGAGAAAUAUAUUUAUCGUGAUUGAUGGUGGUUAGCGUGUAAACAAUUGAUAGGUCGUAGUUUGCGCUACGAUUCAAGCCAAGGAGGGGCUCCAUACCAAAUUCAUAGGCGUUAAACAUGAUUAAUUAAAUCUUCAAAUUAAUUAAUUAGACGAUUAACUAGUUAUGGUUGUAACCCAUAAGAUUUUAAAGGUGUGUAAUGGAAAGUGGAAACAUCUUGCAAAAGGAGGCGCAAAUUAUAUUUAAGCUUCUCAAGAAACUGCACGCAAAAAUGGUAGAGAACAAAAUCUCAAUUUAGAGAGCAUUCGCGUAAUUAUUUUUAAAUAUCACGUAUUUACGCAACGCUAUUUACUAUGUGGUACAUAAUAUUUAGAAAUCAUGUAAAGAAAUUUUGAAAAUUACUACGCCCUUACAAGUAAAAAACGCUCUUUUGGUAGAUAUUUUUGAUCAAUAAGUCGAGCUUAUUCUUGAAAAUCAAUUUUCAUCGGCACUGCUGGCAGUUAUUUUGAUAAGUAACAAAUUUUUUUUUGUAUCUACGUAGUACGUAGAUUUGUUUCUAAGAAAUUGGCUGAGCCUUUUUUUACAUUUUUAAGAUUUUUACUAUUGAAAAUUCGUCUCCGAGAGACACAUUCUAAAAAUCGAUAAUGAUUUACAAAAAUUUCGAAAAUUCGGCUGGUUCCACUUUUCACACUUAUAUUCUAGUGAAAAAUACUUUUAAGUCUUAAUUAUCUACUCGUGUAAUUUUUAUCAUUUAAAAAAGCGUUCAUAAUUUCGAAAUUCACAUUUCGGUUUCGUUAGUAAAACAAACAAACUGAAAAAAUUCAAAGCCCUCCUCCUUAACGCAAACAUUGAGCGAGCUGGAAAGAAACAACAAACAGACAGGAUCCCAAGUCAGUGUCUUGAAUGAGUGUACUUUGAAUGCGGAUGCGAACUUGCAGGCGGGUGGGUCAGUUUCCUGCUGCAUACAACAUUUUUUUAGGUGCAGUGCAGGAACUGCGAGAAUCGCGGACAAUUUUACUUUUGAGACUAAAAGACUGAAGAAGAUCGUGCAUAUGCGAGACGGGUGCAUAAAAUUUUUGAGUGAAAGUAUCGAGCGAAUGCGAAACAAACGUAUGCACUCUGUGCCAGAUUUUUUUAACACAUUCAGAAGAAAAAAAAAAUAUUGAUGCUGCAUGAUCAAAUGGAAUGCAACAUAUAUAGAGCACACAAUAAUGAUAGGAGAAAUUUUGGUGGCAAAGGAAUUUUUAAAAAUACACAAGCCCGUAAAAACAAGAUAUUUUUAAUAUUUCAAGUAAUUUGCGCGAUCGCAGGAAUAAUUUUUUUAAACGAAUGUCAAUGUUGAAAGUCGAUUUUGUAUAUGUUGUGCGUGUCAUUUGUGUACUAGAGUAUUCAGCAAUCCACUGCAGAGAAAAAAAUUCACACACUAAAAAAAGGGGUAAAUUAUUUCACGAAAUUUCUGAUAGGUAGUGCCAAAUUAAGCUUCCUGGGGGCAAUUUCGUUUCUUCGCAUGUCUGUGGUGGAUUCGUGUAAAUGUGAUUUGAAUCACGGAAAGAUGUACUGCGAAAAAAUUUCUUACGUGACACACUCAAACACAAGAGGUGUAAAUAUUUUAAUUAUUAUGCAAUGAUCUUAAGGGGAUAAUAUUGAUACUGAGAGUGAGAUCUAACAUUAAUAAUUGAGAGUUAAAUAUUCAGGUGCGUGCUGCCAAAAAGUAAUUAAAAACAACUACAAGUAAUGUAUAUGAAGCAGAAAAGAAUGAAUUAAAUCUUCUGCGUCGGGUUGGUUGUGGUCGCGGUUGCACGUUGGUUGGUGGUUUGAAUGAUUGUGAAGGUCUUUGCGAGAGUUAGUCAAAAAAGCGCCAAAUUCAGAAUUCAAAUCGUAAUAUUAUAUUCUUUAACGAAGGCAAUCGGAUUUGAGAAUUUGCGCCUUUUUGUGCGUUUUUAAAAUUAUGACACUGGAAAUUAUAACGUUUGUGUAGAACUUGGGAAUCUGAAACGAACAAAAAAAAAUAUAUCUUUCGUUGCGUUCAUUGAAUUAAAAGAAUUUGUACUAUAUAUUGUUGUUUUUCGAAGCGAAAUUAAUUGAACCAUUCGAUCCACAUGCUUUUGUGGGACUCGAACAAACCCUUGCAAAACCAUGAAAAAAAAAUUUCACAUUCCCUUGAUCGGAUCAAUCUUCGUAGACUUCGCAAAAUGAACUUUUUAAUUGGUGUUUUUAAUCAAUCGAAUCAAUAGAAGAAUUGUCUACACUUUGAAUUUUAAAUAAGAACAUUAGUGAUUGUAAACUGGAUACUGUAUGCAUAUUAUUAGUGUAAGAAAAUCAGAAUCGAUCAAACAGCCUCCUCAGCAAUAACGUGAGAUGUGUACAGGUCGCGAGCGCGCGAGACUCGAUCUGAGUUUCGUUCGACGCACCUCGGAUGCUGUUUGGGUCGCUCCGAUUGAUCCGUGUGUAUUAAGCAGGAAAAGAAAGCACUGGCUGAGAAACAAAGACAAAGUUGUAAUACCAAAAUCCGGCAGCGAAUAUGAAACCAAAAAAUUAUAAUUCAACCCCGCUGUUAAUUUUACCUGAAGCGAAAAACCAACUUGUUUUUAUUUAAUUCAAAACGACAGAGCACGCACAAGGACGAGCUGUACGCGCGUGUGUGAAUGUCUUCUUGUACUCUGAUAAAAAAAAAGAAGAAUAAACGAUUGAAAACCAGCAUUCAUUGUUUUGCUGAUGCUGUUGUCUCCUUGGGAAUCGAAACCCACGUUACAAAAUGCAUACAUUACGUGUACAAUACAAACAAAAAUAAAAAUGUCAACAGUAAUUUCA
This is a messenger RNA of Neocloeon triangulifer, 8522 nucleotides long. RefSeq lists its product as uncharacterized. The record is from RefSeq and is a predicted model, not a curated record. The coding region runs from base 333 to 2969 and encodes 878 amino acids. The transcript has 16 exons. NCBI's taxonomy places the organism in Eukaryota, Metazoa, Arthropoda, Insecta, Ephemeroptera, Baetidae.